This is a messenger RNA of Iphiclides podalirius (scarce swallowtail), 1590 nucleotides long. The record is from the annotation of a GenBank genome assembly. NCBI's taxonomy places the organism in Eukaryota, Metazoa, Arthropoda, Insecta, Lepidoptera, Papilionidae.
AUGGGAGACGACGACAAUACUCAAACACAGACACAAAAAUCGCAAGUGGAUUGGAGCCAACCGAAUACUCCAUCUUUUAUACCGAAUAUUUGGGGUAGGCUCUAUUCAACGAAAGUAUCCUUGAAUGAAAAACAUUGUUGGAAAGAUACUGGAAAAGAGUAUCCUCCAUAUUAUGACCUAAUACAGCCUGAAUUUACACUGGGCAGAGCAUUAAACUGCUCAUUUGUUAUGAAGAAAGAUAUUAUAAAGGAAAACAUAGUAAAAAGUGUUAGUAAACAACAUUUUGUAAUUAAGAGAAACUUGUUAGAACCUCUAAGUCCAGCUAUAAUUACAGACUUAUCCUUUAAUGGAACAUUUGUGAAUGGCGAAAAUAUUGGUAAGGGCUUUAGCAGGGUCUUAGAUGACAAUGACAAAAUAGCUGUAACUCAUCCCAACGUCAAAAUAUUUAUUUACAAGGAUUUGUUAAAAAAUGAAGAAAAAGUUCCAAAGGAAGUUUCCCAAAAAUAUUAUAUAUCUAGGAUACUAGGGCAAGGAGCUUGUGGUCUUGUUAAAUUAGUAUAUGAUAAAACUAAAUGCACAAAGCAUGCCAUGAAAAUUAUUAAGAAACUUCGAUUGACAAAUGGUCAAAUUAACAAUCUAAAUGAUCCCCAAAAAAUUAUGAAUGAAGUUAACAUUAUGAAAGCAUUAAGACAUCCCUGUAUAAUUUCUACUGAAGAAGUAUUUGAUUCACAUGACACAGUCUACAUUGUAUUAGAAUUAAUGCAAGGUGGAGAACUAUUUGAUAGAAUUACUAAACAAGGGCAUUUAUCGGAGCAAUUUACACGAUUUCUAUUCAGGCAAAUGGUGCUGGCUGUGAAAUACCUGCACUCUCAAGGAAUUACACACAGAGAUCUCAAGCCUGAAAAUGUGUUGCUUGAGAGUAAGAAAGAUGAUACAUUGGUAAAAAUUACUGACUUUGGCCUUAGCAAAUUUGUAGGGGAAGAUAGCUUCAUGAAAACGAUGUGUGGAACACCCUUAUAUUUAGCACCAGAAGUAUUAAGAGCGAACGGACAAAACUGCUAUGGCCCAGAAGUGGAUGUAUGGAGUUUGGGAGUUAUCUUUUUUGUCUGCCUUGUAGGUUACUUGCCCUUUUCUCCUGAAUACAAAGAACUAACAUUGAGAGAUCAAAUCCUAAGGGGGAAAUACCGCUUUUCUCAUGAGCAUUGGAGAAACAUAAGUUUGCCGGCCAAACUGCUAAUGAAGAGAAUGCUCACUGUGAAUGUUGAUAAGCGAAUAAGUCUUGACCAAAUUCUCAACCACAGCUGGAUGCAGGAUCCAGUGGUAAUUAUGAAAAUUGACAGAUUACUGUUCCAAGCUGUCCAAAUUAAAGAUUUCAAACAAAUGACAACUUCAUCUCAAAACUCUGAUGAAGAAAAUAAUAAUACUGACAAUGUCACAGUACUAAGGCUAGUAGCUACAGGUAAAAGGGCAUUGAGUGACAGUUACAAUUCUUGUGAACCAGAUCCAAAGAAACUUAGAAUGGAUACAUACAAAAUUAUUGGAUUACAAAAUGACAACACAAAUUCCACUAACAGCUAUUGUUCAGAAGAC